CUUUUUUAAUUUCCUUACGACGUGUUCGUAGACACCUCGAAUAAUCUGACCUCUCCGUCAACGAAAACAGAAAAAACCAUAGUUAGUUUUGGGGUUUGCAAAGGUUUAACAAAAACCCAAACUCCCAGCGGCCAAAAUACCAAAACCGCUUCAAGUUCCGCCAUGAGAAAACCCCCCAUCUCGAUCUUCUCACAGCUCUGUCGUCACAGACCGAAAUCAUUUGCCACCCUUGUAUCCAGAAAUUAUUUUUGUGACCCUUCUUCUACUGCCCCGCUAGUCUCCCCCACCCAUCUCAAGCCCUGCGCCAAAACUCAUGGCUUAUUGUUCAAGCCCAACCAGUUUCGAACCAAUCCUUUUCGAAAUAUGGAUACCCUUGUCGGGAACCCGAGCCAACUGUCCUCGAGGCAGAAAAAACUGAAGGAAAAAUCUGAGCUUGAAGAGGCUUUUGAGUCUGCGAAGACCGCCGAGGAAAUGCUCAAGGCUUUCAAGGACAUGGAAUCAGUUUUUGAUGAGAGGGAUCUUGGAUUGGCUUCCUUGAAACUUGGCCUCAAACUCGACCAAGAAGGUGAGGACCCUGAAAAGGUUCUAUCUUUUGCAAAUAGAGCUUUGAAAGCUUUCGAUAGAGGUGAUAAACCUUCUUCUUUGCUUCUUGCAAUGACUUUGCAAUUAAUGGGUUCUGUUAAUUAUAAUUUGAAAAGGUAUGCUGAUAGUUUGGGGUACCUUAAUAGGGCCAAUCGGAUAUUGGGUAGGUUAGAGUCUGAGGGUUUAAGCGGUGAGGAUUUUAGACCAGUGCUUCACGCAGUGCAACUCGAGUUGGCAAAUGUGAAGACAGCAAUGGGGAGGAGAGAGGAGGCUCUUGGGCAUCUUAGGAAGUGUUUGGAGAUUAAGGAGAUGACUUUGGAGAAAGAUUGUAGGGAAUUGGGUAAAGCAAACCGAGAUUUGGCCGAAGCAUAUGUUGCAGUUUUAGACUUUAAGGAGGCUUUGCCAUAUUGUAUGAAGGCGUUGGAGAUACAUAAGAAGCAUUUGGGUCAGAACUCGGUGGAGGUUGCAUAUGAUAGGAGGAUUCUUGGGGUUAUUUAUACUGGUUUAGAGGAGCAUGAGAAGGCCCUGGAGCAGAAUGAGCUGUCACGAAAGGUUUUGAAGAAUUGGGGUCAUGAUUCUGAUUUGCUCCGUGCAGAGAUUGAUGCUGCUAAUAUGCAGAUUGCGCUGGGGAAAUAUGAAACCGCUAUUAAUACUUUGAAGGGUGUUGUCCAGCUCACAGAUAAGGAUAGUGAGACUAGGGCAUUAGUGUUUAUAUCAAUGGCAAAAGCGUUGUGUAAUCAGGAAAAGUUUGCAGACACAAAAAGGAGCUUGGAGAUUGCUUUGGGAAUUCUUGACAAGAAAGAAACAGCCACUCCAGUGGAAGUUUCUGAAGCAUACUCAGAGAUAGCGAUGCAAUAUGAAACUAUGAACGAGUUUGAAACUGCAAUUUCUUUAUUAAAGAGAUCGUUGGCUUUGCUUGAGAAGCUCCCACAAGAACAGCACUCUGAAGGAAGUGUUUCUGCAAGAAUAGGGUGGUUGCUUUUGUUGACAGGUAAGGUGGCGCAGGCUAUUCCAUUUUUGGAGGGUGCUGCGGAAAGGCUGAAAGAGAGCUUUGGUCAGAAGCAUUUUGGUGUUGGGUAUAUCUACAACAAUUUGGGGGCAGCAUAUCUGGAACUAGAUAGACCUCAGGCAGCUGCUCAGAUGUUUGCAGUUGCAAAGGACAUCAUGGAUGUAUCUCUUGGUCCUCAUCAUGCUGAUUCCAUUGAAGCAUGUCAGAACCUCUCAAAAGCGUAUGGCUCCAUGGGAAGCUAUGCUCUAGCAAUAGAAUUCCAGCAGCGAGUAAAUGAUGCAUGGGAAAACCAUGGCUCAAGUGCAGAAGAUGAACUCCGAGAAGGCCGCCGACUUCUUGAACAGCUAAAGAAAAAGGCCCAUGGUGCAUCAUCAAAGGAUCUUCCCAUAAAGGCCUUGCCCAUGCCCACUGACGUCUCUUCCAGGAGCUCACAACCUGGUAUCCCUGCCGGUCAAAAGUAAUCCAGCACAAGUUAGACACCUUCUUUAUAAACCAAUCCACUACAUACUCUUUCACAUUGCCACGUGACUUUCUUGUACCAAUUAUCGUUGAAAUGGUGAGGUUGGUUUCUUGCUCUUUUGAUGCGUUGGAAGAUUGUGCGUAAGCCUGUCAUUUGAGCCACCGAAUUUGAUUAUGGCGAAUGUAUCAAUUUUGAUUUUUCAGGA
Juglans microcarpa x Juglans regia is the source of this 2256-nucleotide messenger RNA. RefSeq names its product protein KINESIN LIGHT CHAIN-RELATED 1. The coding region runs from base 163 to 2052 and encodes 629 amino acids. Gene Ontology annotation, molecular function: protein binding. The transcript has 2 exons. NCBI's taxonomy places the organism in Eukaryota, Viridiplantae, Streptophyta, Magnoliopsida, Fagales, Juglandaceae. The record is from RefSeq and is a predicted model, not a curated record.